This is a messenger RNA of Oncorhynchus nerka (sockeye salmon), 13379 nucleotides long. Its product is annotated as A-kinase anchor protein 9-like. The coding region runs from base 200 to 12655 and encodes 4151 amino acids. Gene Ontology annotation, molecular function: molecular adaptor activity. The transcript has 55 exons. The record is from RefSeq and is a predicted model, not a curated record. Gene Ontology annotation, biological process: signal transduction. Lineage: Eukaryota; Metazoa; Chordata; Actinopteri; Salmoniformes; Salmonidae.
UACGUGGAGAACAUGGCGGCGGAGAUGUGGCUGUAGCAAGGAGUCGGCUCCUAAUGCGAGUUCGUCGCAGUGAUUUGACACCAUUACCAAACCAUUUUAAUGUCAACAGACAGACACUUUCCCCACAGACUCUGAGCGUAUUCGCUGACACUUCGCAUGAAGCCCCUUUCCUCUUCUCUCAGCCACAGGGACAACGGUAAUGGAAGACGAGGAGAGGCAAAAGAAGCUCGAGGCCGGCAAAGCAAAGUUGGCUGAGUACCGGCAGAGGAAAGCUCAUGCCGACAGACAGAAGAAGAAGCAGAAGAAGAAAAAGAGGAGAGAAACAGACGACAACCCGGGUGGGGAUGGACCGGCGAGAGGGGAGGCCGAGCAGGAGUUAGAUCAGUCAGUGGGGGAGGGGAAUGGGGGGGAGGUAGGAAGAAGAGGGGAACUGGACCCCCCUACCACAGAGUUUACCUUCGCCAGGACCCUGCACAGUGGUGAGACGGUCAAACACGACCAGACGUACACCAUAGAGCCAGAUAGUGAAGUGUCCACCACAGCCGAAGACUACUCCUCCGAGGUGAAUGGCUGCCUUGAGAUGACCGAGAACCCAAUGGAGACUUACAAGGAGUUUAUCUGGGAGGAAGUGGGCUCUGUUCAGCAGGAGGCGAGGGGUGGAAGUGUACAGGUCAUGGAGGAAGAGCUGGCUGCCAAGACUCUGGCGGUAGAGGAGCUGAGCCGAGAGCUGGAGGAAUUUAGAGUGGCUUUCGGCUCAGAGGGGGUACAACAGCUGCAGGACUUCAAGGCUGCCUUAAAGCAGCGAGACGGCAUCAUCACCCAACUCACAGCCAAUCUGCAGCAGUCUCGCAAAGAGAAGGAUGAGGUCAUGAGGGAGUUCUUGGAGAUGACUGAGCAGAGCCAGAAACUGCACAUUCAGUUCCAGCAGCUGCAGGCAGGCGAGACACUAAGGAACACCAGCCACAGCAGCACAGCACAGGACCUCCUGCAGUCCAAGCAGCAGCUCGUCCAAUACCAGCAGCAGCUGGAGGAGAUGGAUGGCCAGGUCAGAGCGCAGCAAAUGAUGAGCAAGGAGCAUCUGCUGCAUGUCAGCCAGCUUCAGCACCGGCUCAACGAGGCUGAGAUGGUGGGAAGAAGAACAGAAGAAUCAAUUGCACAAAGGUUAAAUGAGAAAGACCUGCUGAUUUCGGAACAAACUGCAAUAAUAACAGAACAUGAGCGUACACUGACCAUGCUCAAGGUGGAGCUUACACAGGUGGGAAGGAUGACUGAGGAGACUUUUGCACAGAAGAUGAACGAGAAAGAACUGCUGAUUGCCGAGCAAGAGAGAGUCAUGUCAGAACAUGACUCCUCCCUCCACCAGCUAAAGGGUGAGUUGACGGCCUCUGAGAAAUGCUUAAACGGCCUCAACCAGCAAAUGUCCUCAAAGGCUCACGAGCUGGAGAGCUGUAAGAGUGACUUGGAUAACUGUAAGAGGGACUUAGAGAGCACUAAGUGUGAGUUGAAUAGCUGUAGGGUUGAGCUGGAGAGCAGUAAGGGUGAGUUGGAUAGCUGUAGGGUUGAGCUGGAGGGCAGUAAGGGUGAGUUGGAUAGCUGUAGGGUUGAAUUGGAGAGCAGUAAGGGUGAGUGGGAUAGCUGUAGGGAUGAGUUAGAGUCAUGCAGGUGCGAACUCUCAGCCUCUAGGCAGAAGGAGCGGAUGUCCUCCAGUGAAAUCCAGCAGCUAAUGGGCACUGUGGAAGAUCUCCAGAAGCGAUGCCAUCAGGGGAGUCUGUCAGAGAGCGACACCGUCCAGAGAAUAGAGGAGGACUCAGCCCGCAGGCUGGAGCAUCUUCGGGCAGAGCUAGAUGAGAUGUACGGUGAGCAGAUCGUCCAGAUGAAGCUGGAACUUUGCUUGCAGCACUCUGCGGCCCUGGAGCGGGUCACGGAGCAGCAUCGCGAAGAUCUAGCACUUCUAAGAGCUCAGCAACCCGCGCCCAGUCCCGAGGUGGUGAUCGAGCUUAAGGGCAAGAUCGCAGAGCUUCAGCAGAGGCUCCUAGAGGCCCAGGCUCUCCAUGAGAAGGCCAGACAGGAGCUGACCCAGGUGGCGCAGGAGAAGCUCAACCUUCAGGGUCAGGUGACUGACCUGCUCCAGGACCUCCGCUCAGCCCAUGCCAAAAUGGAGCAGGCCUCCCAUAACAUUGCUGUCCAUGAGCGUUGUCGGGGUGAUCUGCAGCGCUUCCAGGAAACCAUUGAUGACCUGAAGGCCCAGCUAGCUGCCGCUGCAGAGUCAGCAGAAGAGAUUGAGGCCAAGCACGAGUCGGAGACAACCAACUACAAGAUCAAACUGGAGAUGAUGGAGCGUGAAAAGGACGCAGUGCUGGACCGCAUGGCAGAGUCACAGGAGUCGGAACUGGAGAGGCUGAGGACACAGCUCCUCUUCAGCCACGAGGAGGAGCUCAUUCUCCUUCGGGAGGACCUCCAGAGGGAAAGCCAUCUCAACGCUGAGAACCUCCUCAACGAGGCAUCCAUUCGGCACAGCCGAGCCCUGGAGGAACUGCGGAAUGGUUACGAGGUCAAGCGGGACGAGCUGUUACACCAAAUUGUUACACUGAAAGACGACCUAAAGAUGGCACUGCACAGCUCAAAAGCCGAAGAGCUGGUGGUGCAACUCAAGGAACUUCAGUUGGAGGUUGAGGAACUGCGAAAGCGUGGAGAAGAAAGUGUCAGAAUGGAAAGGGAAAUCCAAAUGCUGUUGAAAAAGAAUGAGUUGCUAGAAAAUGAGUCCAAGGAGAGAGAAAAGAGCUGGGACAACAAAUGGAGGGGGCAGGAGUCAGAAAAUAGGAUUUUGAUGGAAACCAACAACACCAUGAAAGAGGAAGUGGAGUCCAAGACGAAAAAAUGUAAAUCUCUCACCACAGAAAAUGAACAAAAGCAGCGACAAGUGGUAGAGUUGCAAGAGGAGAUUGAAAAGCAAAGGAACACUUUCUCUUUUGCCGAAAAUAACUUUGAGGUGAACUAUCAGGAGCUCACGGAGGAGUAUACGUGCCUUGUUGAGGUAAAGGCGCAGUUGGAAGAGAGGAUUCUCAAGGAGACACUUGUGUUUGAGUCUCAACUUGCCAGCCUUCAGUCGCAGAUUCAGGAGCUGAGGGAGAGCAAGGAAAAUAUCCAAAUGGAGGACAACGGCGGUGCUUCGAUAGAGAAAGACACUACUGAGCUGAUGGAGAAGCUGAAGGUAUCUCUGACAGAAAAGGAGGAACUCUCAGUGAGGCUGUCCGAAGUUACAGAGCAGCUGACUGUUACAGAAGGCGAAUUGGAUGAGCUGGAAGGAGAGCUCAGUCAGGUCAAGAGAGAAAACAAAGAGGUCAUUGCCCAAAACGAAAACCUUGAGGAAGAGCUCGAAAGAGAGCGGGAGACUCUGAAGGAGAGAAAGGGAGAGAUGGAACUGCAGAGAGAGGAGGGAGGGAGAGCUGCUCUGAGCCAAGCACAUCUCCAACAGAGAGAGCAGCCUGUUCAGUCUGCAGUCCUAGCUUGCUCCAUCAAGGAUCAUCAUCUCCAGAUUAAAUCUCUCCAAGGGGAGGUAGAGGUGCUCCGCUCCUCCUUACAUGCCGCCGAAAUAGAGCGAGAUCGCCUCCGGCACACCCCGGAGGCUCGGCACCAGAGCCAAACACUCGCUCCGUCUGCAGCCCCAUCUCAGGUCUCGACUGUGGGGGAGGGACCUGUUGAGCAUAGCUCCGCUGUAGAGCCUUCAUCCUCUGGGUCAGACAGGCGCAAGACACAGCAGCGGCGAGGCAAGAAGAAACGCCAGAGCUCUGCCCAGUCCAAAGAGAAGAGAGAGAAGGAGGAGGUGGUGGAGAGAAACAAAGCUAGAGGUUCUACUGCUGCAGCAGAGCGGGAGUCGCAGGCUCAGAUGGAGAGCCAGGUUCCGUCGAGUUCACAGCAGAGGACCGGGGAGGAGGACUCCAGCUUCGGGUACCACGGAGAGCGAGACGACAUUGGGAAGCAGGGGAAGAGAGUAGAUGGGAUGGAGUGUCGGGCGGACCAUGUAGCGAAGCAAGAGGAGGACGAAAGGGACAACGAGACCAUAGAGCAUGUGGAGUGCAGGCUGCAGCUGGAGGCCCAGCGGAUCAGCCUGUCUCAGAUACACGCUGCGCAGCUGGAGCUGCUCCAGGAGCAGACAGACGCACGUGCCUGCAUACUUGAGCUGGGCCGCCUCAAAGAACCAAGGGACUUCACAGAUGACCCCAAAAGCUCCAAGUACCAGAAUGUGGUGCAAAUUGUGUCUGAAGAAUGCAAGCAGCUCAUCCUGUCCUUUGCUAAACUUUUCGGGGAGGAAUUAUUGGAGUAUCUCCACCCCACUGAUGUUGAGGACUGGACAAUUCAUUCAUGUGAAAAGGAAGAAACCAGGGAUCCCAGUGCUGUUUUACAGGAUGCAAAAGAAAUGUGCAGAGACCUUCAGCAGGUGAAGGAAAGGAUUGAGCAGGAGCAUGGUCGUCUACUACAGCUCCAGUCCUUACUGAAGGCAGAUGGCAAUACGAUUGAGGUGAUACAGCUGGGGUACAAUGAUCUGAAGCGCAGCAGUCAGGAGGAGAUCGCCAGCCUGCGCAAGAUUAUCGACAGCUCUAUUACUUCCACACACGGCCUUGAUGAUCGGAGGGAGCUGACCACUGCCUCGCCCUCCUCCCACACUGCUGAGGACGUCCAGAAGUUGAGGGCCGACGUCCAGCAGCAGCGGGCCCAGCUGGAGGAAUGCCACAGACUGGAGGUGGAGCACCUUAGGACCUACUACCAGCAACAUGCCAAAGAGACAGAGGAGCGCUACUCUACCGAACUCCUAGUGCUACAGCAGCACCUUGAUGAGGUCACAGGCACUGAGGCCCGGUUCAGCCUGUUCAGUGUUGCCCAGCUUGGCUUGCAGACAGAGGAAGAGGAUGCAGAGGAACUAAAGCUGGUGGAGGAGGAGGCAUUGUUGGUGGGCCUGGGUGCGGAGCUACGCGGGCCGGCAAAGUCUAUGAGCCUGACGGCGCAGCUGCAGGCGCUGAGGAGAGCGCUCUACCACAAGUACCUCCAGGAGGUAGCCGCGCUGAAGGAGCAACACUGUGCCGAGCUCACCAGACUCCGAGAAGAGAGGGAGCAGGAAAAGAGAGAGAAGGGGAGGGAGGAGGUGUGGUCACAGGUGAAACAGGAUCCAGAGGGCAUCAACGGGGGUGUCCGCUCUAUCGAAGGGCCCAGCGAGGAGGAGAGGAGACACCAGGAGAGGGUGGAGGAAGAGAUAGCUAAGGUCAUAGUUCAGAUGUCAGUGGAGUUUGCCCAGCAGAGAGAAUUGGCCCGAAUCUCCAAGAGCGCCCGCGAGACAACCUCGGCCAUGCAGACCCAAUCUGAGGAGGAAGAGGAGCAGCAGACCCCCAGGAGCUCACUCGCCAAGGGGAUCUCUCCGGAGGCGGUGCAGAGGAUGUUCGUGGAGGAUAAAGAGAGGCUGGAGAGAGAGCUGGAAGAGAGGACUGCGGAGCUCCGUAGGAUUGAAGGGCAGCUUUGGCACGGAGGUCCUGGAUCUGAGCAGAAGAGAGGAGAUGAGGAAGAAGGAGAGGAAGAUGAAGAGGUCAGGAGGAAGAUGGCAGUUAGUGGAAUCGUUUCGUCACAAGUUGGAGGGGAUGGCUCUUCCUGUCCAGAUCAUCAGGUCAUCACUACUGAGAGGAAUCUGCUGCGUAAGGCCAACGAGAGCCUCCGCCAGGUGCUGAGUGAUGUGCUCAAGACCACAGCGGCCGCUGAGGAGACCAUUGGACGCCACGUGGAGGGGCUGCUGGUACCCCCAUCCUCCUCACAGAGACCCACCUGGCAGAGAGCUGCUGGCGAGCCCUUCAGGCCUGCCACAGAGGCUGCGGGAGAUGCGUUGGCGACUGAGAGUUGCCAGGGAAGCGAGCCUGGGGUGGACAAUGUGAGCGCGUGGUCGGGCGAGACGGAGACUGACGAGGGCCUGGAGAUGUCCCAGCAGAUGAUGACGGACAGUCACAGCCUGUUGCCGGAGCUUCAGCUGGAGAACGAGGAGUACCUCAUGAAUAUUAGCUUCCGCCUCCAGGCUGCCGUGGAGAAACUGCUGGUGGCCAUUACUGAGACGACCAAUCAGCUGGAACAUGCACGCGUCACCCAGACGGAGCUGAUGCGCGAGUCCUUCCGCCACAACCAGGAGAUGGGCGAUCUGCUGCGGCGGCAGGAGGAUCUGCAGGAGAGGCUGGUGGAGGAGGGGCGUGCCCGCGAGCAGCUGGCCCUGGAGCUCCACAGGGCUGAGGGUCUGAUUGAUGGCUACACAGGUGAACGUGCUGCGCUGGAGGAGCAGGUGCGUCAGAAGGAGGAGCUACAGCUAAGCCUGGAGCAGGAGCUGCAGGUGACGAGCAGCCGCCUACACGAACUGGAGCAGGAGAGGCUGCAGAUGCAGGAAGAGCGUGAGAUACUGUCACGGCAACAGGACGCCAUGAGGGAGCAUGCCGGCCCCCGCGAGUUACGCCUAGUUGAAGCUGCAGUCGAUGCAGCACCUGAAGCAGACCUCCUGGAGGAGACAGAGAAGCUGAUGGCUGAGAAGGUAGAGGUGCAGCGGCAGGCGGAGAAGGAGAGCCUGGACCUUCUGCACCAGGUGAAAACACUGGAGGCUGAGCUGGAGGAGCAGAUCAACCGGGUCAUCGAGCUGGAGCAUGCCCGCAAGACUGAGAGCGGCGACCUGCUGCAGCAGAUCCAGGCUCUGGAGAAACAACUGGAGAAGAAUCGGAGGUUCCUGGAUGAGCAGGCCGUUGACCGGGAACACGAGAGGGACGUCUUCCAGCAGGAGAUCUUGAAUCUGGAGCAGCAGCUGAAGAAUAGCCAGAAGCUGCAGCCCGGCUCUGAGCAAAGAAGCAGAGAGGUGGAUCAGCUGACCUCCCAGGUGGACCAGCUGACCCAGCAGCUGAGGGAGAAGGCGGACUGGUGCAGCGAGCUGCUGCUGGCGUCCGAGCAGCUGCAGCGCGAGGUGGGCGAGCGCAACGAGGAGAUUGACAAGCUGGAGGGUCGCAUCCGCGAGCUGGAGCAGGCGCUGCUGGCCAGCACCGAGACGGUGGAUGAUAAGAGGCAGGAUGUGUCUGUUUGUGAGCUUGGGGACUCAUCACUGGAGGCUCAGCUACAGACUGAAAGAGAGGCUCUGGACAGGAAAGAGAAAGAGAUCAGUAACCUGGAGGAGCAGCUGGAGCAGUUCCGGGAGGAGCUGGAGAACAAGAGUGAUGAGGUGCAGCAGCUCGACAUGCAGCUGGAGAUCCAGAGGAAGGAGCUGAGCACCCAGCAGAAAGACCUGGAGACCAAGGACCACCUGCUCCAGCCAGCAGAUUAUAAUCUCCGAACAUAUGAUACAUUUUUGAAGGUGAUGGAGGAGAAGGACAGGGAAAUAGCCCUUCUUAAUGAGCAGAUGGCUAAGCUUCAACACACGGAAUCAGCCCCUGAUAACAAGGAAAUCAAUGCGAGGGACGAACUACUGUGGGAGCUGGAGUCCCAGGUGGAGUGCAUGCGGAGCGAGCAGCAGCGCCUGAAGAAGAACAGCGAGGAGGAGCUGGAGCAGCUAAACGCUGUCAUCGACAAGCUCCAGGAGGAGCUAGCCAACAUCGAGCGGAAGCAAUCCUCAGAGACGGACGAGGAGCUCAAGGGCCAGUUGGAGAGCCAGGUCGGAGGUCCCAGCAAGGAGGAGUACGACGAAAUGAAGCAAAAGAUGGACCUGGCCACCCAAGAGCUGGACACCAUCAAAGCCGAGCAAUGCAUGCUCCUGGAAAGGUACCGGUGCUUGCAGGAGAGCAGGCUAGCAUUAGCCGAAUCGGAAAAGGAGCAGUCGGACGACACCGCGAUGGAGCUGCAAGAUGCCCUCAGGGAGAAGACUGCAGAAUUCUUGGUGGUGCAGGCUCAGAUCCAGGCGCUGGAGCAGAGCGCCACCUCCAGGUUGGAGGAGCUGAGCCUCCGCAUCCAGGAACUUGAAGCCUGUGUCAGAGAAAGGGAUUCUGAACUGAUCCGCUGCCGGUUCCUGGUGGAGCGAGCCCAGGAGGACGCCGACGAGCUCCAGCGCAAGGUCCAGGAUCUGGAGGACAAGCUGAGGGAGAGGGUGGCGGCCGCGCUUGUCAGCCAGGCCCAACUGGGCGCCAUCCAGCAACAGUUGCAUCAAUCGCAGGAGUCCAAGGGCCAGAGAACCAAAGAAUUUGGCCACCAGGAUCCCCAGGGACAGAUGGAGGUACCGGACUUUGGGUUUGCAGGAACGUCCCGAGCAGCGGAGAUCCAAGGAGCCAAACAGGGCCCCACGGGGAAGGUGGUCCUCCUGACGGAGAAGCUCCGCGAGCUGGAGGUGGGACUGAGUGGCAUACAGAAGGACCAGGAGCUGCAGAAGCAGCUGCUCUCCAGUUCCGAGGAGGAGGUGUUGGAGUACGAGAAGAGGCUGGUCAUGCUCAUGGAUUUGCUCAAUCAGAUGAGGACGACCAAGCCUGGUGGAUUCCAGAGAACAUUUCUGGCCGAAGAGACUCCAUCUUCUGGAGAAAACGAGCCGGCUGUAUCUGGGAUGAUACAGGAACUACAGGAGGUCAAAGACGAGGCUUCAGCCACCAAAGCACAGCUCAGCAGUUACAGGGAAAACAGCAAUAAACUCCAGCAGGAGCUCAAGGCAAAAGAGGUUGCAAUAGCAAAGCUUCAAGAAGACCUUCAAAGGCAGGUGUCAUUGGGAGGCAGUGAGGCCAAGGUGUCUGAGCUCCAUCGGCAGCUGAAGGAAGUCAAAGAGGAGGCCGCUGCCACCAAAGAGGAGCUCAGCAGCUACAGGGAACGCUGUGACAAACUACAGGAGCUGCUACAGGAGAGAGAGAUGACCAUAGCACAUCUCAAGGGAGAACUCCACCGGGCCUCAUCGGAAGAUGACAGUGCCACCGCGUCUAAACUUCUCCAAGAGCUCCAGGAGGUCCGAGAAGAGGCAGCUGCUACCAAAGAACACCUGAACAGCUUCAGGGAGUGCAGCGAUAAACUCCAGAACGAACUCCAAGUCCGUGACCUGUCCAUUGCACAGCUUCAAGAGGAGCUCCAACAGCUCAGAACAGCCUUGGCGAAAACCACAGAGUCACCGUCACCACUAUUCCCACUAUCACCAUCUCAGUCUCCCUCACCCCAGCAGCAGCAGCCGGUACCAGCCUCCAAUCCGAAAAAUAAAGGAGUCAAACCGCAAGACCACCGCCAUGGAGCCAAGGGAAAAAUGUCCGCCACUGCCAAAGACAAACCAUCGCUCUCUAGGAAGAUCUCUGCCGCGGAGAACCAAACGUCCUCCGACAAAUCGUCUGGUCUUAAUGUAUCUCAACGUCUGCCUCGUACAGAUGCUGGCACCCAGACGGAGACCUUUUCCUCCCAGACAUCUGACCAGCCCAGGUCUGUGUCAGAGGAAGAGGUGGAGGAGAUGAUCGGGGAGUACCAGGAGAAGAUCGUACAGAUGCAGGAGCUGCACGCGGCGGAGAUCCUGGACAUGGAGGCCCGGCACAUCGCAGAGAGCGAGGCCCUGAAGAAGGACGCUCAGAUGUUGGAAGAGGAGUGUAGGGCUCUCAAGACCGUCAUCGAGAAGCUGCAACGCUCUCAUGAGGCCCCCUCAUCGAGACCAGAGCGUCCCGCAGGAUCGCAAUUUAAAGACGGCUACACCAGUGACAGCAGUUCUGAAUGGAGUCAGCGGACAGGUUAUGACCUGCCUAAUCUGCAGCAGGAGUUCAGGACCACGCCAGAGGGAGCCAGGAUAGAGACAGACGAAGCCCUGCCUGACAGAAUUAAGAACCUGCUCCGAGAGGUGCACCAGGAGGGUAUGCAGGUGCUAUCCCUGUCGGAGCUGCCAAUCCCAGAGGGCGAGGCUGACCCAGCCAGCCUGAUCCACCAUGCUCAGGGCUGGCCCAAAGAGAGAGGGGCCUUGCUGGCCACUGUGGAGUCCCUCAAGGCCCUCAUUGCCCAGAUGCAGACACACAGCAGGGAAACACAGACUCCAGGUAGUGCGGACUGGCGUGGAGAGCUGCUGGGGGCAGUGCAGCAGGUGUUUGUGAGGGAGCGGAGUGUGCUGAAGAGCACCCUCUAUGCCCGUCUGGACCAGCUGGACACUAGCGACGCUGUCAUCCACCUCAACCAUCUGGAGCACAGGCUAGCUGAGCAGGAUGCCCAUCACAGGGAUGCCAUGGGGAUGCUGAAGACUGCAGACAGAAGCAGUUUGCUGACAGAGGUCCGGCAGCUCCGGGUCCAGCUACAACAAAUCCAAGCCCAGGAGCCUGGCAGAUCCAAUCAAGGUGUUCAGCCCAGUGUGUCGCCUGGUAUUGAGCAGCAGAGGGAGAGAGGAGCCCCUCAGGCUGGUUUGUGUGGCGUUCAGGAGCCCCCCACACUGCAGCAGGCUGACAGGGCUCUGCUGGAGGAGCUGAAGGGAGAGCUGUCCCAGACCAAACUAGAGCUGGAGACCACGCUCCAGGCCCAGCAAAAACACCUGAAGGAGCUGGACACAGUCAGAAUGGAGGUGUCACAGAAGGCUGCUGAGGUGGACACCUUGACGGACAGACUGGCAGACGAACAGAAGAAGGCCAGAGAGAUGCAGUGGGCCUUCGAGAAGGAGAAGUGUAAAUCUGAAAAGAAAGAGGAGCUGGAGAGCGAGGAGCUGGAGGAUCUAAAACUGGCCCUGGAGGAGCAGCAGAGUCACGUAGCCCAGCUGACCUCAGCCCUAGACCAGGAGCGCCAGUCCACCUCCCAGCUUUCCGUCCAGGCCGAACAGGAGCGCUCCAUACUGCAGACCCGGGCAUCGCAGCUCCACAUCCAACUAGAGUCAGAGCGAGCCCGGGCCCAGGAGCUGAGUAGCGCCCUGGGGAGAGAGAAGGAGCUCCGCCAGCACGGCUCCUCCUGGAGUGAAAGCCCAGAGAGGAAGGGGGCUGAGAGUGGGGAGGAUGAAGUGGUGGGAGGGGCCAUGUCAUCCGAAGCUCUUCUGAAGGGACUGCGGAGGGAGAUGGACAAGAAGCAUGCUCAGGUGGUUAGUCUGCUGGACGAGGUGGAGGCCCAGAAGCUGGAGGCUGUGGGACGGGAACAGGAGCUGACCUCGGCAGCUCAGAGGUCAUGCCAGGACCAGGAGGCUCUUCGUGAGGCAAGGGGCCAGCUGGAAAGCCUGGGGGAGCAGGCGCGGGAUGCCAUGGCGCAGCUGGUGAGAGAGGUGCAGCAGGGGAAGCGACUGGAGCAAGAGAAGGAGAUGCUGCAGGAGAAAGUGGUCCGGCUGGGAGAGAUGAGAGGGGGGGAGACGGUUGGGAGCGGGACGCAGCAGCAGCCUGAUAACCAAAACCAGGCUGUGUGGCGAGGCAUUCCCACUGACCGGACCAGAGACUGGGUGUUCCAGCAGAAGCCUGGCAACAUGGUUACUAUCGAAUCCAGCGCACCUUCCCUCCUUGAGGUCACUGGGACAGGGGUCAACCUCGCCCCCCACCAUAACCCAAAACACUCAGACAAGGUCUUGGGCAAACUGCAGCUCAUCGCAGCCAAGAUCCGAACCAUGGUCAGCAAGGGCUCUAGCAGGCUGACUUCGGAGGUGGACAGUGAAGGGCUGUCGUGGCUGCAGACCAAUAUUGAUGAGGUCAUCACUAUGCUGCAGCAGUCUCCAGCACUCCCCUUGGUCCCUGAGAGCACCGCCCUGCUGGCGGGAGGCCAGUCCAGCUCCCUGACAGAGCGGCUGCUGAGGCAGAAUGCUGAGCUCACUGGCUUCGUCAGCCGUCUGACAGAGGAGAAGAACGAUCUGCGCAACCAGGUCCUCCGCCUGGAAGAUGAGCUUCGACGCUACCGCCAGGCUGGUCUGGGAUCAGGGGACAGCUCCAGCAGGAGAGGCGGCGUGAACAAGCAGCAUGAGGCGGCCAGCCUUCUGUUCUCAUCGGAGCGCGAGUCCUGGACCAGGGAGAGGAGCCGGCUGGAGAAGGGCCUGCGUCUAGCCCAGGCCGAGGUGACCCGAAUGAGGGGAGAGAUCAGGACAGAGUCCCUCAGAGACAUGACCGGACCGGACACAGACAACGCCACACUGAAGAGGAUGUAUGGCAAGUACCUGCGCUCCGAGAGUUUCCGCAAGGCCCUCAUCUACCAGAAGAAGUACCUGCUGCUGCUGCUCGGCGGCUUCCAGGAGUGUGAGGAAGCCACGCUGUCGCUUAUUGCUCGCAUGGGCGGGCGGCCCUCCCACUGCAGCCUGGAGUCCCCGACGCAGCACAGCCGAGGGCUGACGCGCUUCCGCUCGGCUGUCCGCGUCUCCAUCGCCCUCUCCAGAAUGCGUUUCCUGGUCAAGCGAUGGCAUAAAGCUACGGGGAUGAAGUCCAUAACAUCUGGCAAUGUGAACAGAAACGGUCUGGGACAGUCACCAGGUAUCGAGAUGAGGACAGACUCACCCUACCUGCAUCCAGGGAGUGUGGAGGUGUACGGGGAAAUCAGAGGGGCCAGCACGGGGCGCACUGGACGAGACUCCCCCAGUUCCGCCCUUUCCUCUGCACAACACAGGUUCCACAUGGCUGGGGACCCUCUGACCUGCUCUCACCUCCAGAACUACGACCCUGACCGAGCGCUCACCGACUACAUCUCCAGACUGGAGGCCCUGCAGAGGAGACUGGGGAGCGUGCAAUCAGGUUCUUCUUCAUAUGCUCAAUUGCACUUUGGAAUAAGAAGAUAGAAGUCUAUAAUUUACAUUGAAACUGUCUUGAAGAAACUGUUGCCUUUUCUUGUGCUGAGCUUUGGUAUUUUGUAUCAUUCUGCUGUGUACAGUAUAUAUCUAUAUAUAUUACGUGGGGACCAAGAACAAUUUUUUGUGUGUGGACAUCUUAUAAUCAGGCUUUUUGUCGCCAGCACUUGAAACAGCUUCUAUGUUUGUAAACUUUGGUCUGCCUCUUUGUUGUGGAUAAACACAAUCACGUUAAAUGUAUAUUUGUGGAAUGCUAAUUUAAACAAAAAACAUUGAUUAACUUAAUUUAUACUGUGUGGGUGGAAGAAUAUGUAGUGCAGGCUUUGCCGGAAAACUCCAGUCCUGGAGACGUACCGGGUGGGUGUGCAGGUCUUUGCUCCAGCCCAGCUCUAACACACCUGAUUAAAGUAACUUGUGGUUUCUUAAAUGAAAGACCAUGAUUGGUUGAUUUAUUGGAAAUUGUUGUUAGUGCCGGGCUGGCACGCCCAGUAGCUCUCCAAGACGGGAAUUAGGAGAACUCCUGACGUGGAGAAUGUUUGACUUUACUAUUGAGGAGGCUGCUACAGGAUCUAUAUACACUACACUGUGUUUUAUUAGAAUGGUUUCUUGGACUGACUACAAUUUGUAGAAGACAUAUUUUUGUAAAGGUAGGAACUUUGAAUUUUCUGGGUAUUUUGUUAGAAAUGUAAUUAAAGAUGCAUUUUAACACUUGAAA